UUACGAUUCUGUGUUCCAGGGAAAGACCUCGGAAUACUGGAGUGAUAUCCUGUACUGUAUGUCUGGAAGAAUUUCAGACCCCUAUCACUUAUCUUUCGGAACCAGUGGAUGUUUACAGUGAUUGGAUAGAUGCUUGUGAGGCAGCCAAUCAAUAACAACGUAAAAGGAACUUGUUGGAAGUUAAUGUUUCUUUAUUCAAGGGUGGGGGUAUUUGUUUCACAAUGCAAGGGAGAGACAGCUGGAGUGACUAUGAAAUGGUGGUUUGUGCUCUUUUCUUCUAUUCAGUAACCUAUCUUUUUAUAUGAAUAUUGUGGAGGAUAAAGACUAAAGACUGCCAGAAAAAGACUUGCAAGUGUGGGAAAGAUCAACUCUUAUUCAGGUUGAUGCUGGGAAUUUUUUCUCUCAAGAUUGAAAUACGAGGUUCAGUGCAUCAGAUGCUGCUGUUCCAUUUUCGUUAAUUUAUUUCGGUCUUAUAGAGAAGGGCCUCCACACAAGCCUCUCUUCCAUACUGUGAUGGUUCUUGGGAUUGUAUUCCGUGUUAAAUAGCGAAGUAUAGUCAGCAAGAAUAUAUGGAAUGUAAGAAAAAAUAGCCCCAUCUUGGUCCCAUGAUACAAGCUUUAUAUUUAUCUGUUGGAACAAUGAUCAUGAAGUCAACCUUUUUCUCAACAACUUGUCUCCAGUUAGAAUGACGGUGCUUUGCCUGUGUUUCAGAAAAAGCUGUUUGCAGGGCUCUUGUGUGGCAUUGGGCAUGGGAUUUUGAGAACUGUGUUAUGUAAUAAAGUAUAAUUCAGAGAAGUAAA
Messenger RNA from Thamnophis sirtalis, 800 nucleotides. Lineage: Eukaryota; Metazoa; Chordata; Lepidosauria; Squamata; Natricidae. The record is from RefSeq and is a predicted model, not a curated record.